CCUGUGGCCGCCAUUAGAGAAAGGAAUCCAUGAAUUCAAAUGGAAACCAGCAGGAACACAGAGCGACUAUAGGCUUUUCAGAAAAAACGAGCCGAUUCAUGUAGUUUCUCGUCGCCUUUCGAUUAUUUUAACGCGGAAUGUUUCUCGUUUUUAGACCGCUUUCUGUUGGGAUGGAGGUAUAAGGUAGCCGUUUGUAAGCUAAAACCGUUUUUAAACCAAGGGGGAGGAGGGGGGAGAGUUGCCUCUUUUCGCUCUCCCUUUUCUUUUUCUAUUUUAACAACGCAUUCCUGCUCCGUUUUACAUGUAAUUUAUUCCCUCACGGCCCCGUCGACGGUUGCGGCCGUUAUUUUAUACGAUUUUUGGCUGAUCGCGGGAGGCGCGAGCGAUCGAAUGGAGCUGUUGAAUUCCAUUCCCCCACCGAUUGUUUAAAAAUAAUUCCGCUCACAUUCGACUCGAAUUCGGAGAAACCUUAUUUUUUCCAUGGAAACCCAGAUGGUGGGAUGUUAGUGCGCGCAGUGAAAGGAUGAGUGCUUGUUUCGUACCGAACGGGGCCAGCUUGGAGGACUGCCAUUCCAAUCUAUUCUAUCUGGCUGAUUUGACUGGGAUAAAAUGGAAGAGGUUUGUGUGGCAGGGACCGACCUCGGCACCCAUGCUGUUCCCGGUCACCGAGGAGGACCCCAUCCUCUGCAGCUUCAGCCGCUGUCUCAAGGCGGAUGUGCUAAGCGUGUGGAGGCGGAGCCAGAGGCAGGGACGCCGGGAGCUCUGGCUCUUCUGGUGGGGCGACGAUCCCAAUUUCUCUGAGCUCAUCCACCACGAACUUACAGGCGAGGACGACGGUGUAUGGGAAAGCGGUCUGUCCUAUGAAUGUCGUACUCUUCUCUUCAAAGCCAUUCAUAACCUGCUGGAGCGCUGUCUGAUGAACCGCAGUUUUGUACGCAUCGGCAAAUGGUUUGUCAAACCCUACGAAAAGGACGAGAAGCCCAUAAACAAGAGAGAACAUCUGUCUUGCUCCUUCACUUUCUUCCUGCAUGGAGACAGUAACGUGUGCACCAGCGUGGAGAUUAACCAGCACCAGCCCGUGUACCACCUGAGCGAGGAGCACCUGACGCUGGCCCAGCAGGCUUCCAGCCCCUUCCAGGUGAUCCUGAGUCCAUUUGGACUAAAUGGGACAUUGACCGGUCAGUCCUUCAAACUGUCUGACCCACCGACGCAGAAACUCAUUGAAGAAUGGAACCAGUUCUAUCCCAUCAGUCCCACCUCCAAGGAGAGCACGGAGGACAAAAUGGAGGACAUCGACUGGGAGGACGACUCCUUGGCCGCAGUGGAGGUGCUUGUUGGUGGUGUACGUAUGGUGUAUCCUGCAUGCCUGGUGUUAGUCCCGCAGUCAGACAUCCCCACGGUAACGCCUGCAGGCUCCUCGCACUGCACCGCUGUGUAUUCAAACGGCCAUCAUAUGCCUGCUUCAAACCGUGACCCUGCCAUCUCCUCAGUGACGCUGACGCCUCCAACCUCACCUGAAGAGGCCCAGACAGUUCACUCUCAUUCAGCUCAGAAGUGGAUGCGGUUGCCAAUGGCAAUGGACGGAUUCAGUGUCGACAGCACCAGUCACCAUGGCGGCAAGAUUCCACGCAGGAUGGCCAGUCAGGUGGCAGAGAGCGUCUGGCAAGAGUGCAACAUCAAUCGAGCUCAGAACAAACGAAAAUUCUCUGCCACAGCCCCUAAUGGGACUGCCGAGGAGGAGACGCUGUUGAAAGUGGGCGCCUGGGACUUUGUCGAAUCCACGCAGAGAUCGAGCUGCAACUGUUCCAGGCAUAAGACAAUGAAGCAGAGAGCAGGCAGUACGCCCGGCCAGCCGCCCACCGCUGGUCAGACACCGCAGCCGCCCAUCAAGCACAAGGCCGGGGAGAAACCAGAAAAGGGCGACAAGCAACAAAAACGGCCGCAAACGCCCUUCCACCACCGCAACUCAGUCUGUGAAGAUGUUUCCAUGGAAACCGAGGCUUCUGCGGGUCAACGCCUGGUCCUCAGAGGUCAGGAGGGUGGGCGAUUUUCUGGGCUCCGCCCAUCUGAUGUGAACACCAGCUCGAAACCUCCGCAGCUACACAGUGGGGGCGGAGCCACCGUGGGCACCGGUGGCUCGACAGAGAUGGUCGGUUCCCCGCAGCCGCCCCCUCUUAGCCCUCACCCCUGCGAAGGUGGCGACGAUCACUCAGAUGCGAUUAAGAACCCCUCUACCCCCCACAGCCAACAUUUUUACCCUCCCUCUGCAGAACCCUGCCUUUUACCCCAGAAAGGGCCGGAUGAAAGCCGAUUGGAACCGCACACUCAACCUUUCCCCCCUGCGUACCCUGAGCCCAUGGAACCAACCCCGUACAUCAGCGCAGCAGUCAAUAUGGAAUACGACGGAAAUCACGCACCAUGGAGGUUCUUUAACCUGCCACGUAGGAAAGACACAGAAUUUCCAACGCCAUAUCUACCAGGAGAUAAACUAAGAGAAGAGGUAUCACUUGGAGCUGAAGGGAUUAUGUCGGUUACUGAGUUAAUGGCUGCCUCCAAAAGGCCUCUCAAGGUCUCGGAUGAACGUGUCCAGACGUACCUGCAACGACAGAACCAGCACCUGGCUGCAGCCAUCACAGACGGCGACCACGAGCCCGAGGUCGACCCCUACGCAUUUGUCGAUGGGGAUGUUAAGUUCACCUUCUCAGAUAAGAAAGACAAAGCUGGUGGAGAUAGAGAACCGGGAAAGAAACACAAGGGAGAAGAUGGGAGCGCUUCUCUGUCAGAUGAUGCUCAGCGGGCUGCAGCUAAUAACCGGGCCGUUUCCACUAGUCUCAUACAUGAUUCAGACUUGGCGGUCUCCAUCAAAGACCUGGACAACCUAUUCAACUCGGACGAAGAUGAGCAAACACCUGGGGCCCGAAGAGCUGUAAAUGGAGCAGACGAGAAGUUUGGCAGUAAGGAGUCCAAGCCAGCCACACUGGAUCCUGUCUCCUGUAUAAGCACGGCCGAUCUGCACCAGAUGUUCCCUACACCUCCCUCUCUGGAGCAGCACAUCAUGGGUUACUCCCCCAUGAACAUGGGCAGUAAAGAGUACGGCUGCAUGGAGCCAGGCUCGAGCCUCAACAUGCUGGACGGCCCGGCUGGUCUGGGUGGCCAGUUUAAGAUCGAGGUGGAGGAGAGUUUCUGCAGUCCUAAACCUUCAGAGAUCAAGGACUUCUCAUUUGUGUACAAACCGGACUUGUGUCAGCCGUUCGUAGGCUGUUCCAUGUUUGCCCCCCUCAAGUCUCUGCCCAGCCAGUGCCUGCCUCCUAUCAAACUGCCUGAUGAGUGCGUGUACAGGCCAAGCUGGACAGUGAGUAAACUGGAGCUACUCAACAGCGUACCUGCUAUGAGCAUCUUUAACAAGGACGGUGAAAACAGCACGUUGGAACAGGAGUACAUUCAAACGUACACCCCUUCGACCCACACGCCAUUUUUGUCCAACAGUGCCCCACCCAGCAACAGCGGCACCAGCAUCCUCCCCUCCCCUGCCACGCCCCGUUUCUCCGCUCCCACACCUCGUACCCCACGGACUCCACGCACUCCCAGAGGCCCCGCCAGCGUCCAGGGGUCCCUCAAAUACGAGAACUCGGACCUGUACUCGCCUGCCUCGACACCCUCCACCUGCAGGCCUCUCAACUCGGUGGAGCCCGCCACGGUCCCAUCCAUCCCCGAAGCCCACAGCUUGUAUGUCAACCUCAUCCUGUCGGAGUCUGUCAUGAACCUGUUCAAAGACUGCAACUUCGACAGCUGCUGCAUCUGCGUCUGCAACAUGAACAUCAAAGGCGCCGACGUGGGCAUCUACAUUAACGACCCCAACAUGGAGGCACAGUACCCCUGCGGGUGCGGCUUUAGCGCGGUAGUCAAUCGCCGCUACGGUAACGGCUCGGGCCUCUUCCUGGAAGACGAGCUGGAUAUCAUUGGACGGGGUUCGGACGUCAGCCAGGAAGUGGAAAAGCGCUUUGAGACGUUACGGAGCAUAUCCUUAGAGAAGACAGGGGGCGGAACCAAGGAUCGAGUCCCGGAUGAUCUUAUCUCUCUCCUGCAGGAUCAGUGCACUAAUCCUUUCUCCCCCAUAUUGGGAUUGGACCCUGAAGAACUGACUUCCCAAGGGCCAGGAGGCGCCACAGUACCACCAUGCGUCCGUGUAGAGGAGAGGGACUUCCACAACGACUGUUACCUGGCACUAGAACACGGGAGGCAGUUCAUGGACAACAUGUCCGGUGGAAAAGUGGAUGAGGCGCUGGUGAAGAGCACGUGUUUGCAUCAUUGGGCCAAACGCAGCGCGGUGGACGUGAGUGGUCUGUGCUCUCAGGACGUGUUGAGGGUUCUCCUCUCUCUCCAGCCUGUUCUCCAGGAUGCCAUCCAGAAGAAGAGGACCGUCCGCUCUUGGGGUGUCCAAGGUCCUCUCACAUGGCAGCAGUUUCACAAGAUGGCUGGAAGAGGGUCUUACGGCACUGAUGAGUCUCCGGAGCCUCUGCCCAUUCCUACCUUCCUGGUUGGGUACGAGUAUGACUUUGUUGUGCUCUCUCCCUUCGGCCUGCCGUACUGGGAAAAGCUUCUGCUGGAUCCCUUUGGCUCCCAGAGAGACGUGGGAUAUCUGGUCCUCUGCCCAGACAGCGAUGCUCUUCUCACCGGAGCCAAGAGCUUCUUUAGAGAGCUGACAGCGGUCUAUGAGUCUUGUAAACUCGGGCAGCAUCGACCAAUCUCAAAGGUGCAUGCUGAUGGCAUUGUCAGGGUGGGUGGGGUUGCUGCAAAAAAGCUCACAGAACAGCCGGUCAAUGAUUGGUUCUUGAAAACGGCUAAUGGCAGCAGUGAUGCGUUUGCCAAACUCAAGCUGUUCGCCCAAGCCUGCAGACAUGACCUCGCUCCAUACCUUGCCGCACAGACAUUGGACAGCUCUCUCCUCAUUCAGCCGAGUCCCGCCCCCUCUUCCACGCAACCCACUUCCUCGCAAUCUUCAGGCUCCGCCUCCACCAACUCCCAAACCUCAAUGGCCUCUGAAAGCUCUGCCCUCAACAACAGCAGAGCUGCCAGCAACAAUGGCUCAGGCUUGCCAGGCAGCACCAAUAACACCUCCUCAGGCCCUCAGGGCAACAGCAUCCAGUGUGCCAAGCCCAGCUCGUUCCCUCCUUUUACGAGCAUGGGAGGAGUCCAAGGCAACAGCUCCCAGUCUGGGGCUCUGGGCCAGCAGGCUGUCACCCAGAACUCGAGCCUCUCUGGAGACAGUUCAACUGUCAACAGCCAGACUCAGGGGCCAUCCGAACCACCAGAGAGCACUAUGGAAAGAGAAAAGGUCGGUGUUCCCACUGACGGGGACUCCCACGCCAUCACGUACCCACCUGCCAUCAUGAUCUAUAUCGUCGACCCCUUCUCCUAUGAGGAGGCAGAGCCUGGAACGUCACACUCGAGCGUGUGGACUCUGGGACUCCUAUGCUGCUAUUUGGAGAUGCUGCAGGCCCUUCCAGCUCACAUCCGCAAUUCUGUGUUUGUACAGAUUGUCCCCUGUCAGUAUCUGCUGCAACCUGUAAAGAGCGAGGAGAGGCACCUGUACGCCCAGCACCUCAAGUCCCUGGCCUUCUCCGUCUUCACCCAGUGCAGAAGACCCCUACCAGCAUCCACUAAUGUCAAGUCGCUAACUGGUUUUGGCCCUGGCCUUGCCCUUGACACUGCCCUCAGGAACCCAGAGAGACCAGAGUGUCUCCGGUUAUACACGCCGCCGUUUAUACUGGCUCCAACGAAAGACAAGCAGACGGAGCUGGGCGAGACUUUCGGAGAGGCGUCUCAAAAGUACAACGUCUUGUUUGUGGGCUACUGCCUGUCACAUGACCAGAGAUGGCUGCUGGCCACCUGCACGGACCUGUUCGGAGAGCUUCUGGAGACCUGUAUCCUCAGCAUAGAUGUACCCAACAGAGCACGAAGGAAAAAAGGCUCCGCCCGGAGGCUGGGCCUUCAGAAGCUGUGGGAGUGGUGCCUGGGUUUGGUUCAGAUGACAUCGUUGCCAUGGAGAGUGGUGAUUGGCCGAUUGGGCCGAAUAGGCCAUGGAGAGUUGCGAGACUGGAGUAUUUUACUAAGCAGGCGGAACUUGCAGUCGGUGUCUCGGAGGUUGAAGGAAAUCUGUAGAUUGUGUGGGAUCUCGGCAGCUGACACUCCCAGCAUCCUUAGCGCCUGCCUGGUUGCCAUGGAACCCCAGGGCUCAUUUGUCAUCAUGCCAGACUCUGUGUCAACAGGUUCGGUGUUUGGUCGCAGUACAACUUUAAACAUGCAGACGUCCCAGCUGAGCACGCCGCAGGACACGUCUUGCACACACAUCCUGGUGUUCCCCACCUCCGCCUUUGUGCAAGUCAACAGCUCCAACUUCACACACGAAAACAUCGACAUUGCCUUCAACCCCAGCAAUGAUGGAACGGAUGCGAUCGGCAUCUUUGACCUACUAGGGCAGGACAGUGAUCUGGUUGAUCCAGACCUCAUAAACAUCUUACCUGCCUCACCCACAACCUCACCAGUCCACUCCCCGGGAUCCCAGUACCCCCACGGAGGAGAUGGGAGCAAGGGUCAAAGUACAGACCGCAUGGAGUCUCAUGAAGAAGCUCCCAAUAUCCUCCAGCAGCCAUUAGCUCUGGGCUAUUUUGUGUCCACGGCUAAAGCAGGUCCACUGCCUGACUGGUUCUGGUCUGCGUGUCCACAGGCACAGAACCAGUGUCCCCUUUUCUUAAAGGCCUCUCUACACCUCCACGUGUCUUCAGUGCAAUCAGAUGAACUUUUGCAUAGCAAACAUUCUCAUCCUCUGGACUCCAAUCAGACCUCGGAUGUUCUCAGAUUUGUGUUGGAGCAGUACAAUGCCCUUUCCUGGUUGACCUGUGACCCCGCGACCCAGGACCGCCGCUCCUGCCUGCCCAUUCAUUUUGUGGUGCUUAAUCAAAUGUAUAACUUCAUCAAGGCCAUGUUGUAACACACACCGAGCAGAAACGAGAGCAGGACCUUAUCAGGGAUCAGAAGAGUACACAGAAGGUGUACUCUGGAGGGAUCUAAAAAAUGAAGAGAGAGAAUUACAGUGCUGGACUUUAUAUGUACACGAGUUACAAUGGAGAUGAUCUGGGUAGGCAAUCACUACACCUGAGACCCAGCACUGUGGAGGAGAAUCAGUCUUCUGGUGUUAUAACACUGACCCAGAGAGCGAGAGAAGAAAAAUGGAGGCCUUGGAUGAAUUUUCAGAGAUGUGGAGGCCAAAGUGAAGGCAGAAGGAAAAUGAAAGUGCUGACUGAUGAUCUAAAUCCCUGGUUUCGCUGUUACCAUGACGAUAGCGUGCGGUGACCAAGGAUUCGGCCAGUUCUUUAAUCAAUGUUUAUGGAGAUGUAAUCUGUAUAGAAUCUGAUGGAAAGAGACAUGAGAGAAUGAAUGUUGGGGUUUUAAGACCUCUAACUCCGUGUUUCAUUUGGAUGGAGUUAUAUUCAAAUGAAAUGCCUGCAUCUGUCUUAUUUAUUGUACGUUUUUAAAUGUAUAAUUUGUCUGAUUUCUUAACCUCUUUUAUAUAUAAAAGUUCUAGAAGGUUUGUAUCGCCUUCUUGCUUUAAAGCAAUUGGUCAAAAAUAUAUGUAAUCGUCUUAAAUACAAAAACAAACAGAAAAACCCACUAAAAAGAUGAAUAAAAUAAAGUUGCAGUAGGUUGCUUUUAGAGUAUUAUUUUUUGUAAGGGAGACAGAUUAUUUGUAUUGUCACGAUGUACAGAGAAGCCGGACGGGGGAUUUCUGUCCACGCCUUUGCGUGUGGACUCAAUUGUAGCUAAACUUUAGCUGCACGGGACUUGUACAGCAAUGAAGUUCACUGUGUUUAAAAAUAAAGAGGUACAUUGUCGUAUAUUGUAUUUUAUACCACACAUUUAGACACAAAAACGAAGAACUGCAAUAUAUAAAUAAUUAUAUAUGAAUGCCACACCAGCCUUGGGUGGCACUGCUUCUGUUUUAGGAAUAAAAAGAGUCAAUUCAUUUUUGCUGUACUUGUGUUUCUUGGGGGGGACAGCUGAUCGUAGUGAUUGAGGUGUGCGGCUUAGUUUACUUUAAAUGAAAAACGGUUUUGCAUUUAAAAACCCAAGAAAGACCCCUCACCUUGCCCUCCCUCAUUGGCACUCCUGUUCCAGCGAUCAAGGACACUUUUACACCCACAAUCACUUUUCUUUGAAUGUGACAAGAAGUGUGUGGUGUAAAUGGACUUUUAAACUGGAUCUAGCUGCCUGUUGGAAAUGCAGUGUUUGUGCACAGAGAAAGAUAUAUGUCCUGUAUCUUACUCCGUUCAGAAUAAACUGUAUGCUGAUAUUCAAAGACCCCGGGAUUUCUCUUGCAUCCCACACCAUGCUUUCCAAAUGCGUAUGUUAUGCAUGUAAAACUGCACUUAGUUUAUACUGCACAAAUGAGUCUUCAGUUAACCCAUUUGUAGAUGCCCAGGUUGAUUUAAAU
Messenger RNA from Triplophysa rosa, 8491 nucleotides. It is a transcript of the gene med13a, whose product is annotated as mediator complex subunit 13a. The coding region runs from base 524 to 6991 and encodes 2155 amino acids. The transcript has 30 exons. The record is from RefSeq and is a predicted model, not a curated record. Gene Ontology annotation, cellular component: mediator complex. Lineage: Eukaryota; Metazoa; Chordata; Actinopteri; Cypriniformes; Nemacheilidae. Gene Ontology annotation, biological process: regulation of transcription by RNA polymerase II. Gene Ontology annotation, molecular function: transcription coregulator activity.